AUUCAGUUACCUGCAAUUGGUGAGGAUGUAUGUGUUCCUCCUUCGGAGAGGAUACUUAGUAACGAUAUCUCAGUCGAAAGAAGUAUGGUGGUAGAUGCGGUGACUGGUGAGAGAACAGUUACGGUUGUCGAGAAAAGCGUAACUAAGAGAGAGAUUGAUGUUGCGCUUGCUGGAGGAGAAAUCGACUAUGCCGAUAAGUGA
Cylicostephanus goldi is the source of this 201-nucleotide messenger RNA. The record is from the annotation of a GenBank genome assembly. Lineage: Eukaryota; Metazoa; Nematoda; Chromadorea; Rhabditida; Strongylidae.